This is a messenger RNA of Symbiodinium sp. CCMP2592, 1605 nucleotides long. The record is from the annotation of a GenBank genome assembly. NCBI's taxonomy places the organism in Eukaryota, Dinophyceae, Suessiales, Symbiodiniaceae.
AUGGCCUUUUCGCAGGAUGUCCUUUUGGGCUAUGUGGGCCGCCAGCUGGGACCAGAGGAGCUAGAUGUUCGACUCAGCCGCUUUGGAGGUACUCCAGUUUGGAGCAAAGAGCCCUCGUCAGAGUCGAUGCUUCGAAGGCCAGACUUCUUCAAUUGCAGACUUUGUGGCAAGCCGCUGGUUCUCUUCACCCAGAUCGCCGCAGGCUAUGGGGACCGGCCCAAACGGCUGCUCCACGUCUUCACCUGUCGCGCAAGUGAGUGUAGCAGUGAUCCGCUCUCCUGGCGAGUGUUGAGAAGUACUGGAAAGCUUGCGACCGAAGCCGCAGAGGACGUGGGCCAUCACCGGGAUCCUCAAAGCCAAGGAUCAGGCUACCCGACAUCUUCUGCAACGGGAGAUGAUUGGAGUGUUGCCUCGCCUGCCGACGACUGGAGCCAGCCAGGCUGCGCGGCGUCUGCGAAAACUGUCGCGGACGAUGACUGGGGUGCCGCCAGGGCUGCCGACGACUGGAGCCAGCCAGGAGCUUCGGCCACAGCUGCCGACGACGAGAUUGAGGCCCUCCUGGCACAGCGGAGCACCUCUGCGCCUGUUGCGAAGGUGCCAGCAACACCGGCUAAAGCCAAGAAGGCUCCUUUGGAAGCCGAGGAAGCUGAGUGGCAAGGUGUGGUGGCCAACGUGGGAAGGGAAGAUCCUUUGCCCUGCUUGUCCAUCACCAUCGACUACGAACCGGCGCCGGAGGAGGCGGCCGGCGAGCACGAGCAAGAGCUGCUGCAGAGAUAUUUGCACAGCGAGCUCGCCGAGGGAGAGGUGGAUCAGAUGAUAGCCUCCGGAGCACUGCCGAAGGAGCUGCAGGCGGAGGUGGAGAGCCUUCGCCAAGAAGCUCAGCAGGAGGUGACGAAUGACAGCGAGGUCUACAGCUACUUCGAGAGCCGCGGCUGCGACCGCGAAGGCUGGAACGAGGUCUGCUUCUUCGGACUCCAGUACUUCAUCAAGCGCUACCUGUGUGGUCAGGUCAUCACUCGCGCGAAGAUUGACGAGGCCGCAGAGCUCUGCGCCGAGCACUUCCAAGGCGACGGCCUCUUCUACAAGGAGGGCUUCGAGUACAUCCUCAAGAAGCACGGAGGACGGCUUCCGAUUGAGAUCAAGGCUCUCCCAGAAGGCAUGGUGGUGCCGACGAAGACAGCGCUCUUCACCAUGGUAAACACGGAUCCCGAGUGCUUCUGGCUGACCAACUUCCUCGAGACGCUCUUGGUUCAGGUGUGGUAUCCGAUGACUGUUUGCAGCAACAGCCGCUACCAGAAGAUCUCCAUUCAGAAGGCGCUGGAGGAGACGGGCAUGACAGAAUGGGCACUACCGGGAGGAUCCGGCUUCAAGUUGCACGAUUUCGGCUUCCGCGGAGUGUCCUCUGUGGAGUCCGCGGCCAUCGGAGGAGCUGCCCACUUGGUGAACUUUGUUGGCACUGACACUGUCGCUGCCCUCCUCUGCUGCAAGAAGUACUACGGAUCAGCGAAAGCUGCCGGAUUUUCGAUCCCAGCAUCGGAGCACUCGACGAUCACCUCCUGGGGCGUGAACGGCGAGGCAUCGUCUCAGUGUUGGAGGAGCGUUUAG